AUGUCAUUCUCAGAGCCCACCGUAGCAUUCAUCGGGUGUGGAAACAUGGGAGGCGCCAUUCUACACGGUGUACUCGAUGCUGCAUUCACCAAUGAAUCAAAAUCUGAGCAUACACGACCAGUAUCCAAAUUCAUUGCCUGCACCAAAACCGCCGCCUCGGCGGAUCGGCUGAGAGCCUCGAUCCCUGCUGAGCAGCAGCCUCACGUGGAAGUGAUUUCUUCUCAAGCCGUCCCCGUUGAGGUUAUGAAAAGUGCCGACAUUGUCAUGCUUGGCUUCAAGCCAUUCAUGGCAGAAGAUGUUCUCCGAGCCAAGGGCGUCGAAGAAGCCCUCGCUGGUAAGCUGGUCAUCAGUUUGCUGGCCGGACAGACACCACAGAACUUGGCCAGGAUUAUCCAUGAGGGCGCGCUAGAUUCGACCGGAGACGAUGUUCCAGAUAGUUCUCACUCGGUCGUAGCUCCAAUCAUCGUCAAGGCUAUCCCAAACAUGGGCGCGCAAUUUCGUCAGUCGGUUACUAUCAUUGAGACGCCUGAACAUGCAAUUCCGACGCAUAUGACCCAGGUCGUCGAGUGGAUAUUCAAGCAAGUCGGUGAGAUCAAGUACCUUCCUCCGAGUCAAAUGGACCUUGGCUCGGUGCUUGUUGGUGCUGCUCUCGCAGCCAUGACUGUACCUAUUGAAGGGAUCCUGGAUGGAUGUGUUGCCGAAGGACUCAAGCGAUCCGACGCGAUGGAGAUGAUGCUGGGUGGCUUACGGGGACUCUCGGCUGCUUUGGAGUCCGGUAUUCAUCCUGCGGUUCUUCGUGAGAGUAUCUCCUCCCCGCGGGGGUGCACGAUCCAGGCUCUGUUGACUCUAGAGAAAGCUGGAAGUCGGGCAGAUUAUGCCGAGGCAAUCAUCAAUGGUACGCAGCACCUGAAGAAGGCAAAUAAAUAG
This is a messenger RNA of Penicillium brasilianum, 927 nucleotides long. Lineage: Eukaryota; Fungi; Ascomycota; Eurotiomycetes; Eurotiales; Aspergillaceae. The record is from the annotation of a GenBank genome assembly.